Molecule: messenger RNA, 1562 nt
Organism: Lycium ferocissimum
Lineage: Eukaryota; Viridiplantae; Streptophyta; Magnoliopsida; Solanales; Solanaceae
Product: protein SOSEKI 1
Exons: 7
Coding region: 203-1384 (393 amino acids)
Source: RefSeq, a predicted model, not a curated record
AAAUCAGAUAAAACUUUCUUGGAACACCUAAUUUUUCUACUUCUAUAUGGUUUAGAAGCUAUAGAUCUAUUUCUUCACCUCCUCUUACCCCACCACCACCACUCUCAAACCCCUCAUUUUUUCUUGAUCAAAGCAUCAUCAAAAUAACACUCCCCUCUUUCUCUUUCUUUCUUUCAAAAGAAACAAAGGAUUAAGAAGAUUAAUGGAGGGACAAACUCAUGGAGGUACAGAAGUGAGAAGACUUCACAUCAUAUAUUUUCUGAGUAGAAAAGGUCGUAUUGAACAUCCUCAUCUCAUCAGAGUUCAUCAUUUUUCUAGAAAUGGCAUUCGUCUUCGAGAUGUCAAGAGAUGGUUGGGAGAAUUGCGAGGAAAAGACAUGCCUGAAUCUUUUGCUUGGUCAUACAAGAGGAAAUACAAGACUGGAUAUGUAUGGCAAGACUUGCUGGAUGAAGAUCUCAUUACUCCAAUUUCGGACAAUGAAUACGUCCUUAAAGGAUCCCAAGUUUCAUCCAUCACCCCUAUUAAAGAUGCUUCAUGUGGUGAAAAAGGAGUAACAACAACCAUGCAAAAGGAACAAACAAAACCAGAUCAAGAUCAUAAUCAAGAUCCUUCAAUGGAUUCAUCAAAGAAAAUCCCUUCAGAGAUUGAAGAAGAAUCUCCAACUUCAACAGUCACCACAGAUUCACCAAAAAUCCAAGAAGAAGAAAAAGUUAACAACUUUGAGAACAGUUCUUCUUCUUUUUCAUCAAAUUCUUCUACUUCCUCUGCUUCUUUUGGCUCAAUGAAAAUCAAGAAGAAAACAAAUGAUCAUGUUAAAGAAAAUGGAGAAAAAAAUAGUACUCAGAGUUCGGAAAAAACGUCGAAAAACCCGAAAUUGAACAAGAGUAGAAGCUAUUCAAAUGGGGCUUCAAGUAUUUUCAGGAAUUUGAUAACUUGUGGAGCUGUGGAUACUGAUGAAUCUGGAAUUGUUCCACUUAGAAAAAAUAAGACUUCUUUAACUGCUUCUAGUGAAAAAACAGUGAGUUUUUCUUCAGAGAUUUGUAAAUCAGAGAAACUUGGAGGAUCUCAAAGGAUUUUUGGUACGGCUUGGAAUCAACAAACUAAUGGAAGGAAAAGCUGUGAUGGGGCAUUCAGUUCUUCAAAGAACAAAAGUGAAUUUGGCAGUCGGAGAUCAGUUUCUGCUAAUUAUAAGCCAAUCAAUGGACCCAACUGCUCGCAAUGUGGGAAGCCAUUCAAGCCAGAAAAACUUCAUUCCCACAUGAAAUCCUGCAAAGGGAUGAAAGCUCUGGCAAAGGGUGCUAAUUCUGUUAACUCUGCUCCUGAGAAGACAUCCAAAGAUGCAUCAAAAGUGGAUUCUGUUUCUGGAAACUGUUUGACUCAUUAAAUGCCACCUUUCUUAUUUUUUUCAAUUACAAUUUUAUUUUUUUUUCAACUUCUUUUGGAAUUAGAUUAUGGUUUUUCUUUAGAACUUGGACAAGCCUUCCAUGUAAAUUUGAGCAAGAAGGUCCAUAGGCAAAAGCCUAAGCAAUUCAAGAAUUUAGAAGUAAAGUCUCCUUUACUUG